This is a messenger RNA of Linum trigynum, 5383 nucleotides long. The record is from the annotation of a GenBank genome assembly. NCBI's taxonomy places the organism in Eukaryota, Viridiplantae, Streptophyta, Magnoliopsida, Malpighiales, Linaceae.
AUUGCUAAAAAGAAAAAAAUUAACAAUAAACUAAUGCAUGGAUUCUAAUGGGAUAACCGCUAACCACUAAUCAUAAAAUAAAAGAGUUGAAUGGGCCUGACCUACAUGGGAUUUGCCCAUCAAGUAAAACAAAUGAACAUCAUGGGUUUGUCAUUCUAAAACAAGCUAUUUUCUCUAGCAUAAUAUAUAUUAUGCUAUUAUUUCAUAUCUUAGUGGCUAAAAUAUAAUGUAUUUUAAAGUUAUUCAAUGGUUCAACCUCCACCAAUCCAAUUAGUCCAAUUUUUAUCAUUUCAAAUAUAUAUUAUGUAAUUAUUUGAUAUCAUAAUGAUUAAAUUAUAGUGUAUAUUAUAGAGAAUCGUUUGGUAUUUGUUAGUAAAAAACUAAACAGAAAGAUCUAUUUGGUUAUUUUUAACAUUAAAACGAUCCUAAACAUUUUCAGUUUCCUUUCAAAAUUCUAUAGUUUUAUUCCCGAAUCAGUGAUGUGCAAAUGGCGAAUUGCAGUCAUCUCUUUAUUUUUUAUUUUUUAUUUUCAAAUAGAAAGUUUAAAAGUAAAGAAUAAUUAGAGUUUGGCAUGGGUCGGUUAAACAGACUGAAUUUCAAGUUUAGGCCCGUUUUGAUCAAGUCUAAUUUAUGAUCACAUGAUUGCCUGAUACCCGAUAAAAAUCUCAAUCCAAACCAAUUUGGCAGGUGAGUCUGUGUUUACCACCAUUUUCUAGGGAUACAGGAACGGUGGUUCCUAUCCCAAAUCGUGUUGUUCAUUCUUGAUUUAUGUAGAUUUUAUCAUGGCUUGACAAAAAAAAAAAAAACAGAAAACACAAUGAUGACAAGAUGAAAGUUUUAUAAAACAAAUUAAUCAGCCAACGGGCCGAGUAAAAGCUAGCAACGAUUGUGAGAUACUCAUUUCCCAAAAACCGGCAGGAGAAGCGAUUUUUUAUUCGAUUUUCUAGAAUUCGGUUUCUAUAAAACUUACUCCACCUCAUCAUAUUCCAGAAACAAUAUUGUUUCACAAGGUAACAGGUACUUGAUUUUGGUUCAUAAGGCUGAUUUUUGAUUCGUUGCAUCAUUCAUGUCUCUUUCCUACUAAAAUUCACUAUUUUUAUCACGUAUUUCCCAAAAUAACUAUACGACAAUAAGCGAUACACCCAUUACAUUAUCAAAUUUCAUUGCUCACCUUUCUCCGGCCAAAUGGCCGGGUCCCACACCAGUACAUUAUGAAACCAAAAAACAUAUUCAUUUUCAAUAUGAAUUUAAGACAUUCACUGCAAAAAUAUAUAGCAUCCGGUAGUUUCAAAUUUGUAAGACAAAUUACAUUACGAUUCGAAUCACCAAUUAUUAACUAGCACAUCUACUAAACAAUAAACAACUAACAUAAUAUUACUUAAUAUAUUAAUAUCUAAUAUUGGAGUUACUAUUCAUUAGUGGCUCUCAAACUCCUCCAAAUGCAAGUAGGGAAGUUUCAAGUUCUUCUUUUACCUCACUCUCUCAUUUUAUAACAUAUGUGUUCAUCUAUUUGUCCGUCGAGUCUACAUAUAUUAGUCAUUAGAUUUCCCAUAUUAAUUGUCUACUUAAGUUUUCAUUUAUUGUUCAUUAUUUUCCCUGUUGUAGCAAUUAUCAAUCAGGUUUUCGUCUAUGAUAUUUUACCCAAAUUAAUUAAUUAUUAAUAUAUAAAAGCCUAGCAUUGAAGUUACUAUUCAUUUGUGGCUCUCAAACUCCUCCAAGUGCAAGUAGGGAAGUUUCAAGUUUUUCUUUUACCUCACUCUAUCAUUCUAUAACAUAUGUGUUCAUCUAUUGUCCGUCGGGUCUACAUCUAUUAGCCAUUAGGUUUCCCACAUUAAUUGUCUACUUAAGUUUUCAUCUAUUGUUCAUUGUUUUCCCUGUUGUAGCAAUUAUCAAUUAGGUUUUUGUUUAUGAUAUUUUACCCAAAUCAUCACCUUGCCCCACCAAUUCGCAACUCAUCUCGAAACCCUAUCGAUGAAAUCAAUGAAAAAUAGACAUCACGACAGCUACCGAAUAUCCAUAACAUAUAUAAUUCACAACCCUUCUCAUACAUUGUUGGUGGAAUCCUAAGUUGUACCCAUCCACCAUGUCUCAAGACAACUACCGAAAAUCCGUACUAAAUCUACUAUAUGUUCCCGAGUUUUGUAUUGGGAUCGAGUUUCAUAUUCUUUAGUGUUUUCUUAUUUCUCUUAGCAUGACAAUUGAACUCAAACUCAUGGGUAUCCAACCUAAUUUGACCAAGUUAAAGAGACUCGAACCCAACAUUAGUAUUUGUGAAUUUCUAUUUUUCCCCUUUCGUUUAGAAUGACAAUUGAACCCAAAACCAUGCUAUUGACGAGAGUUUUAUCCACUUUUGUAGUUGGCAAGUUGGGCCGAGUGUGAUUUUGUUAAGAACUCGAUUCGACCGGGUCAAACCAAGCUGAAUGAGUUUUGGAUCGAGAGUGAGUUUUGUCCGCUUUAAUGAUUUUUAUUUCCCCUUUUCCUUUUGGCUAAGAAUGAAAAUUGAACCUAGACCCAUUCUAACGAGUUUUUUUUAUCGAGAGUGCGUUUUAUCUGCUUAUAGAAUUAGCAUGUUGAGUCGAGUGUGAAUUGUUAAAAACUAGGUUCGAACCAGUCAAGGUGACUUGAGCUCGGUGUGUAAAGUUUUGGGUAUGGAGCGAGUUUUAUCCGCUUUAAUGUUUUCAUUUAUCUUUUACCUUUUGGUUGAGCACCCAAGCCUAUGGGUAUCCAACCUAUUCAAUAUGAUCAAAACAACUUGAACCCGAUAUUUACAACUUAAACAUAGGAAUCAUUUGGUCAACGACUCUUCUCCCUUAUUAAAGUCCAUCGUUGCGUCGACUACAUGGAGUUGUAGAUGAUGAGCCCUUUGCUUUUGGGUCAAAAUUCAAACUAUUAAUUUUAAAAUAUCAAUACACUGAGACGCGAAGCGAUAGCGAACGAACUUAUACUAGUUAUUAACAAAUGGGAAUGAAAUGAGAAAGUAAAGAGAGAAUUGAGGGAAACAAAUUAGUGUUUGAUUGGUUAAUUAGUAAUUUCCCUUUCAAUUAUUGAGAGGUUACAAUAUUAUUCCUUUAUUUUUAAUCUAGUAAGAAAUAAUUUUGAUUGUAUGGAUAUGUGUAUGGUCGUAGUAGAUUAAAAUCGAAUAUGCCCCAUCUUCAACAAACCUUUUAUAAGUUUACUCAUAUCCAAUCAAUACAAAAAUUCCUCUCAUUAACUAGAUUGAGAACAAUCUGAGUACACAAAAUUACCGGUUUGAUUGUCAUCCGACUCAUCCCUAACCAACCCCUCAUUUUGUAUUGCAACUUGUUAGCCAGGAAAACAGGACAACAAAAUGCUUCGGCCUAGCCGAAGGGAAAAGAAACAAACGAGAAGGGAAUGAAAUCAAGAAGACAACGAUAAGAUAGCAACACAUUAAUCUGCCGCAAUCGGGAUGCUUUUUUUUGGUCCUUACUUCACCACUAAACCAUAUAUCUGAACUCGACGCCUGACAGAGCCAAACAGAUCACAGAGUACAUAAUCUGAUUACAGAGAGAUCAAUCAAUCAACCGUUUGAGGAAAGAUGCAAUCGAACGAGAUCACCACCGCAGAAGCAAUCAAAGACAAGGUCUUCCUAGUCACCGGCGGAUUGGGCUACGUGGGUUCCGCCCUCUGCCUCGAGCUACUCCGCCGAGGAGCUCGCCAAGUCCGCGCCUUCGACCUCCGACCAACUUCUCCAUGGUCCAAAUCUCUCACCAACGCCGGCGUCCAAUUUAUCCAAGGGGACCUUACCGAAAAGGAAGAUGUAGGCAAUGCGAUCCGCGGCGCCGACUGCGUCUUCCACUUGGCCUCAUACGGCAUGUCCGGCAAAGAAAUGCUCCGAUUCGCGCGUGUCGACCAGAUCAACAUUAAUGGAACCCGCCACGUUUUGGAAGCUUGCCUCCAGUUCGACGUCGGCCGGCUUGUUUACGUCAGCACAACCAAUGUCGUCUUUGGAGGGAAGGAGAUCGUCAAUGGGAAUGAAGCCUUGCCUUACUUCCCUCUCGAUGAUCACGUCGACCCUUAUAGCCGCAGCAAGUCCAUUGCCGAGCAAUUGGUGCUAAGUCACAGCGGCCGCCCUUUUAAGACGAAUAACAGGGGAAAGCUACACACUUGUGCAGUCCGUCCAGCCGGCAUCUACGGACCAGGAGAAGAGAGGCAUCUUCCUAGAAUCAUAUCCCAUGCUAAAUGGGGUUUGCUGCCAAUCAGAAUCGGCGAUAUGAGCGUCAUGACCGACUGGGUCUACGUCGAAAACCUCGUCCUCGCGUUGAUUCUGGCAAGCAUCGGACUUUCUGAUGGCAGAGGAGAUCUAGAAGGGAAAUCCCCUGUGGCUUCUGGCCAAGCAUACUUCAUAUCCGAUGGUUCUCCGAUCAACAGCUACAAGUUCAUGCAACCACUGCUGAGAAGCCUAGGUUACGACAUACCAAAGGUGUCCGUGCCGGUCUCUCAUGUGAUUGCUACAGCUAGAGCUUCCUGGACCAUCUACAAAUUCUUGUACACAUGGUUGAACCACGCCUGGCUUCCUCCGCCGUUGAUCCUCCCCGCGGAGAUUUACAAAGUAGGGGUGACGCAUUACUUCUCGUCGCUCAAGGCUGAGGAGGAGCUAGGGUAUGUGCCUCCUGUUACACCUCGGGAAGCGAUGGACGCGACGAUUUCGUACUGGCAGGAGAGGAAGAGGGAGACGUUGGACGGACCGACGAUAUGGCCGUGGUUGAUUGUUGGGUUUGGAUUGGGUAUGCUGUUCUGUGCCGCGUUUUUGCCGAAUGCAGGACCGGUUGUGCCGUUGUUGAGAGGUUUCAGCCUCUUGUUCCUGAGGUCGAUGUGGAUGGUCAGGGCGGUGGCUGUGGCGGCUGCCGUCGCGCAUGUGGCUGAGGCUGUGUAUGCGUUGAAGCUGGCCAAGAAGGUGGAUCCUGUCAACGCCAAGGGAUGGUUUUGGCAGACUCUUGCUCUCGGCUUCUUUUCCUUGCGUUUGCUGCUGAAGAGAAGAGAGCUAGGUAGGUAGACAACUAGAGUUAAGGUCCGAGGCAUUGUCCGAUUGUAUUGCUCAAGCCUCAAUGCCACUAUUUUUUUCCUUCAAAAUACAAGACCUGUUAAAAAAAUUCGUACAAUGCUACCUGCAUAAAAAAAAUCCCAAAAUACACAAAUUUGGUGUGGUUCGUUUAAUUGUUUAGUCAUUUAGAAAGCAGAUUGUGUUCAGAGAACAGCUAUCUGCACGUUGAUCGUGUCGGGAGUGUAAAAUCAAAGGGGUGAUUUGGUUGUUUUUGGAGUGAGUGUUGGUCAGCUUUGGCUCUUUACUUUUGCAGUUUUUUGGAAAAUGAUAUGCUCCCUUUUAUUGACUCUUAGCCUCUUUAAAUAGAGGGCUGAAAUCCUA